Messenger RNA from Pseudomyrmex gracilis, 5908 nucleotides. It is a transcript of the gene RpII215, whose product is annotated as DNA-directed RNA polymerase II subunit RPB1. Gene Ontology annotation, molecular function: DNA binding. The record is from RefSeq and is a predicted model, not a curated record. The coding region runs from base 86 to 5809 and encodes 1907 amino acids. Gene Ontology annotation, cellular component: RNA polymerase II, core complex. Gene Ontology annotation, biological process: transcription by RNA polymerase II. The transcript is spliced from 8 exons. Lineage: Eukaryota; Metazoa; Arthropoda; Insecta; Hymenoptera; Formicidae.
AGUGACGCAGAAGGCAGAAGGUAUUUUGAGGGAGAAAGAUGUGGAUAGAGGAUAGGAUCGAGAUGUUUCACUAAGCUUUAGCAAAAUGGCUACUUCAGACUCGAAAGCACCUCUACGGACAGUAAAACGCGUCCAAUUCGGUAUUCUUUCACCAGAUGAAAUACGUCGUAUGUCAGUCACAGAUGGAGGCAUACGAUUUCCAGAAACUAUGGAAGGAGGCCGCCCUAAACUGGGUGGCCUUAUGGAUCCAAGACAAGGUGUUAUUGAUAGAAAUUCCAGAUGUCAAACUUGUGCUGGUAAUAUGACAGAAUGUCCUGGCCACUUUGGCCAUAUAGAUCUUGCAAAGCCAGUAUUUCAUGUAGGAUUUAUUACUAAGACAAUCAAGAUAUUACGAUGUGUAUGUUUUUACUGCUCCAAACUACUCGUUGCUCCUCAUAAUCCAAAAAUCAAAGAAAUUGUUAUGAAAACAAAAGGACAGCCACGAAAGCGACUCGCAUUUGUUUAUGAUUUAUGCAAAAGCAAGAACAUCUGCGAAGGUGGAGAUGAAAUGGAUAUUAACAACAAAGAAAAUCCAGAGAAUCAACCACAAGUGGACAGAAAACCAGGUCAUGGUGGGUGCGGCAGAUAUCAGCCUAAUCUUAGACGGGUCGGUUUGGAUGUUACUGCCGAAUGGAAACACGUGAACGAAGACUCUCAAGAAAAGAAGAUGGUAAUCACAGCGGAGAGAGCUUGGGAAAUCAUGAAGGGCAUUAAAGACGAAGAAUCAUUUAUUUUGGGAAUGGAUCCGAAAUUUGCUCGACCGGAUUGGAUGAUAGUCACGGUGCUGCCAGUGCCGCCGUUAUCCGUAAGACCCGCGGUCAUCAUGUAUGGUUCUGCCAAAAAUCAGGAUGACUUGACGCACAAGUUAGCGGAUAUUAUUAAGUCAAACAACGAAUUAAUACGCAAUGAGCAGUCGGGCGCCGCGUCGCAUGUAAUCCAAGAGAAUAUAAAGAUGUUGCAAUUUCAUGUAGCGACACUUGUUGACAACGACAUGCCCGGUAUGCCUCGGGCAAUGCAGAAAUCGGGAAAACCGCUAAAGGCGCUUAAAGCACGACUGAAAGGAAAAGAAGGAAGAAUUCGUGGAAACUUAAUGGGUAAACGCGUGGACUUUUCCGCGCGUACAGUUAUCACGCCCGACCCUAAUUUGCACAUUGAUCAGGUCGGUGUGCCGCGCAGCAUAGCGCAAAACUUGACUUUUCCGGAGAUUGUAACGCCGUUUAACAUCGACAAGAUGCAAAUAUUGGUCAGACGUGGUAAUUCGCAAUAUCCCGGCGCGAAGUACAUAGUUCGCGAUAACGGUGAAAGAAUUGAUUUGCGGUUUCAUCCAAAAUCCUCAGAUUUGCACUUGCAAUGCGGUUAUCGCGUUGAACGACAUAUACGCGACGGUGAUCUCGUGAUCUUCAAUCGGCAGCCAACACUGCACAAGAUGAGUAUGAUGGGCCAUCGUGUCAAGGUUUUACCUUGGAGUACAUUUCGUAUGAAUUUAAGUUGCACGUCGCCGUAUAACGCCGAUUUCGACGGCGAUGAAAUGAAUCUGCACGUACCACAGUCAAUGGAGACUCGUGCAGAGGUUGAGAACAUUCAUGUGACUCCGCGACAGAUUAUCACGCCACAGGCAAACAAACCUGUUAUGGGAAUUGUACAAGACACUCUGACCGCUGUGAGGAAGAUGACUAAAAGAGACGUGUUUAUCGAGAAAGAACAAAUGAUGAAUCUUCUUAUGUUUCUUCCAAGCUGGAACGGUAAAAUGCCGCAACCGUGCAUUUUAAAACCGAAAGCACUGUGGACUGGCAAGCAGCUAUUUUCUCUCAUUAUACCGGGUAAUGUGAAUAUGAUACGUACACACAGCACACAUCCAGAUGAAGAAGACGACGGUCCGUACAAGUGGAUUUCACCAGGCGAUACCAAAGUAAUGGUAGAACACGGAGAACUUGUGAUGGGUAUUCUCUGCAAAAAGACUCUUGGCACAUCCGCUGGUUCUUUGCUUCACAUUUGUAUGCUCGAGUUAGGUCACGAUACAUGCGGACGCUUUUAUGGCAAUAUCCAGACCGUCAUUAAUAAUUGGUUACUGCUGGAAGGUCAUUCGAUUGGUAUUGGUGACACUAUCGCUGAUCCGCAAACAUAUCUUGAAAUUCAAAAAGCGAUCAAAAAAGCUAAGGAAGACGUAAUAGAGGUGAUUCAGAAAGCACAUAACAUGGAAUUGGAACCCACACCUGGUAACACGCUACGUCAGACAUUCGAAAACCAAGUGAAUAGAAUAUUAAACGACGCUCGAGACAAGACUGGAGGUUCUGCCAAGAAAUCUCUUACAGAAUAUAACAAUCUGAAGGCUAUGGUAGUAUCAGGCUCAAAAGGAUCUAACAUCAACAUCAGUCAGGUUAUUGCUUGUGUAGGGCAGCAGAACGUUGAAGGUAAACGGAUACCGUUCGGUUUCCGUAAGAGAACGUUGCCGCACUUCAUAAAAGAUGAUUAUGGUCCCGAGUCUCGCGGUUUUGUUGAGAAUUCAUAUCUAGCCGGUCUCACACCGUCAGAAUUUUAUUUCCAUGCUAUGGGCGGUCGUGAAGGUCUCAUCGAUACUGCUGUGAAAACAGCCGAAACUGGUUACAUCCAACGUCGUCUGAUAAAAGCUAUGGAGUCAGUAAUGGUGCACUACGACGGCACUGUGCGCAACUCCGUUGGUCAGCUGAUCCAGCUGCGUUACGGAGAGGACGGUCUCUGCGGCGAGACCGUCGAGUUUCAAAAUCUGCCUACAAUUAAGGUAAGCAACAAAGCAUUCGACCGGAAAUUUCGGUUUGAUCCAACCAAUGAGCGUUAUUUACGGCGCAUAUUUAACGAGGACAUCGUUCGGGAAAUGAUGGGCUCGGGUGAGGUGAUAUCCGAGCUGGAGAGAGAGUGGGAACAACUCAAUAGAGAUCGCGCUGUACUUCGAGAGAUUUUCCCGAGUGGCGAGUCCAAAGUUGUACUACCCUGCAAUCUACAGAGGAUGAUCUGGAACGUACAAAAAAUUUUUCACAUCAACAAGAGGGCGCCUACUGAUCUCAGUCCUAUGAAAGUGAUUCAAGGUGUAAAAGAUCUUUUGGAUAAGUGUAUCAUUGUAGCUGGAGACGAUAGAUUGAGCAAACAGGCGAAUGAAAAUGCGACGUUACUAUUCCAAUGUUUGGUGAGAUCAACUUUGUGCACUAAAUGCGUGUCCGAAGAGUUUAGGUUAUCCAGCGAAGCUUUUGAGUGGUUGAUUGGCGAAAUCGAGACAAGAUUUCAGCAAGCCCAAGUAUCGCCCGGUGAAAUGGUCGGCGCUUUAGCGGCGCAGUCUCUUGGCGAGCCCGCAACGCAGAUGACACUGAAUACAUUUCACUUUGCGGGCGUUUCUUCGAAGAACGUAACACUCGGUGUACCACGUCUUAAAGAAAUAAUAAAUAUUAGCAAGAAACCAAAGGCUCCGUCGCUCACGGUGUUCUUAACAGGCGCGGCUGCGCGUGACGCGGAGAAAGCGAAAAACGUGCUUUGUCGAUUGGAACACACGACACUGAAGAAAGUGACUGCGAAUACGGCAAUAUACUACGAUCCAGAUCCGCAAAACACAGUUAUCGCGGAGGAUCAGGAAUUUGUCAACGUAUAUUACGAAAUGCCCGAUUUUGAUCCUACAAAAAUAUCACCGUGGUUACUUCGCAUUGAACUGGAUAGGAAGAGAAUGACCGACAAAAAGCUUACCAUGGAGCAGAUUGCUGAAAAGAUCAAUGCCGGCUUUGGCGAUGAUUUGAACUGUAUAUUUAAUGACGACAACGCUGAGAAACUGGUACUGCGGAUUAGAAUAAUGAACAGCGACGAUAAUAAGUUUCAGGACACAGACGAGGACAGUGUAGACAAGAUGGAGGACGAUAUGUUCCUGCGUUGCAUUGAAGCUAACAUGCUCAGCGAUAUGACUCUGCAGGGCAUCGAAGCUAUUGGCAAAGUUUAUAUGCAUUUACCGCAAACAGAUUCCAAGAAACGCAUUGUUAUCACAGAAACAGGUGAAUUCAAGGCUAUUGCGGAAUGGCUUUUGGAAACUGAUGGUACAAGCUUGAUGAAGGUGCUGAGUGAAAGGGACGUGGAUCCCGUAAGAACGUUCAGCAACGAUAUCUGUGAAAUAUUUCAAGUACUCGGCAUCGAAGCCGUACGAAAAUCCGUAGAAAAGGAAAUGAAUGCAGUUUUGCAGUUUUACGGUCUUUAUGUUAACUACAGACAUCUUGCUUUACUUUGCGACGUUAUGACAGCGAAGGGUCAUCUUAUGGCGAUCACACGACACGGUAUCAACAGACAAGAUACCGGCGCUCUUAUGAGAUGCUCUUUUGAAGAAACGGUUGAUGUGUUAUUAGAUGCCGCAUCUCAUGCAGAAGUAGAUCCAAUGCGAGGAGUAUCAGAAAACAUUAUAAUGGGACAACUCCCACGUAUUGGAACAGGUUGCUUUGAUUUAUUACUGGAUGCUGAAAAAUGCAAAUCUGGUAUCGAAAUUCCAAUGGCUGUUGGAGCAGGUAUGAUGGGAACGGCAGGAAUGUUCUUUGGUAGUGUAACAGGUGUGUCUAGCAUGAGUCCUCAGAUGACACCUUGGAUAGGAGCUACUCCUGGUUAUGGAGCAUCAAGUAUGUCACCCGCUUUAAGUAGUGGCAUGACUCCUGGAGGUGCAUGCUUUUCACCGUCAGGCGCGUCAGACGCGUCGGGCAUGUCACCAGCUUAUUCCGCUUAUUCACCACAACCAGGAAGUCCUGGUAGUCCAGGACCAAGCAUGAGUCCGUUCCCGAUGUCACCAGCGGGCGGAACUUCGCCCAGUUAUUCCCCUUCAUCGCCCGCGUAUUUGCCAACAUCGCCUAGCAUGACGCCGUCAAGUCCAAAUUAUUCGCCUACAAGCCCGACAUAUUCACCGACAAGUCCAAACUAUUCGCCCACAUCACCGAGUUACUCGCCGACGAGUCCAAGCUACUCGCCAACCUCACCAAGUUACUCACCGACGAGUCCAAGCUACUCGCCUACUUCACCAAGCUACUCGCCUACUUCACCGAGUUACUCGCCCACGUCGCCAAGUUACUCACCGACAAGUCCGAGUUAUUCACCAACAUCGCCGAGUUAUUCUCCAACCUCGCCGAGCUACUCACCGACGAGUCCGAGCUAUUCACCAACCUCACCAAGUUAUUCCCCAACAAGUCCUAGUUACUCGCCCACAAGUCCAAGUUAUUCGCCUACAUCACCGAGUUACUCGCCGACCUCUCCGAGCUAUUCGCCGAGCUCGCCUAAUUACACACCUGCCUCGCCUUCAUAUUCGCCAACUUCACCGAGUUAUUCACCUAGCUCGCCCCAGUAUUCACCCGCGAGUCCAAGCUAUUCGCCCAGCAGUCCCAAAUACUCGCCUACGAGCCCGAGUUACUCGCCUACCUCUCCAUCGUUCGCUGGCACAUCGCCACAGUACACACCGGCAAGUCCUACGUACUCGCCAACCAGUCCAACGUAUUCGCCUACGAGUCCGUCUUAUUCACCAAGUUCGCCGCAGCACACUGCGUCUGGCAGCACACGAUAUUCGCCCAGCAGCCCGAACUAUUCGCCUACUAGUCCGACAUAUUCACCCACCAGUCCACAGUACUCGCCGUCAAGCACUAAAUAUUCGCCUACGAGUCCAACUUAUACACCUACAAGCCCGAGUUACUCGCCGACUAGUCCGACUUAUUCACCGCCCGUACCGGGAUAUUCGCCAACGAGUCCCACGUACUCACCGGCAUCACCUGCUUACGAAACAGAUGAUUAAUGCUGAUGCUUAUUGCGAGACAUUGUUAAUUACAAGAUAUGUUUGCAGAAUAGUGAGUACGUUAUACAUCGUUAUCAAUCAUAUGUACUAUAUUUGUAC